Molecule: messenger RNA, 1486 nt
Organism: Prosopis cineraria
Lineage: Eukaryota; Viridiplantae; Streptophyta; Magnoliopsida; Fabales; Fabaceae
Product: probable plastid-lipid-associated protein 13, chloroplastic
Exons: 8
Coding region: 243-1289 (348 amino acids)
Source: RefSeq, a predicted model, not a curated record
GUUCCGUCUCCCUCGAGUAUUGUUUUGUUUCGGUAACAAGGAGCAAUAAAUGGAAAAUAAGUUCGGCGUUGUUAGUUUGUUGAGGACUUCACAAUGGUGAAAUUGAAGAUGGAGACGCCUUCCACACCAGCGCUGCUAAAUAUAUUGGUUCCUCCCUCCUUGUAAAUAGCUUGCCUCCCUCCACCACUCCCUUGCUUCCAUCUUGUGAAGAAUCCCUCAGUCUUUGCCUGACAUCUCUUUCAAUGGCUGCUUCACAAGCCGCAGUUUUUUCCAUUUCUGCUCUCCCUUCUUCCUGCAAGUAUUCUUCUUCUAUUUCAGCAUCUCCUACUUCGCUGCUAUUCCUGUCCCACUCUAAUCGGAAACCUUUAAGGGGCAAGAGGCUUUGCCGCAUCUCUGAGUGCAGAGCAAUGGUUCAGGAGGCAGUUCAGGGAGCUCCGGCGGCUUAUGCCAAGGAAAUGGAGAGGCUUUCCGCCAAAGAAUCGCUUCUUCUUGCUUUUAAAGAUGCAGGGGGUUUUGAGGCCUUGGUCACUGGAAAGACAUCAGAUAUGCAAAGAAUUGAUGUGACGGAAAGGAUAACUAGUCUUGAACGGCUCAAUCCAACGCCUCGCCCCACAACGUCACCCUUUUUGGAAGGACGAUGGAACUGUGAGUGGUUUGGUUCAGGAAGUCCAGGGUUGUUUGCUGCUAGGUUUAUAUUUGAGAAUUUCCCUUCAAGUUUAGCUACCUUGUCAAAAAUGGACGUCUAUGUUAAGGAUGGAAAUGCAAAUAUUACUGCAAGCAUGAGAUUGUUGAACUCGGUACUAUUCUUUAGCUUUCAGGGCUGCCAAAAAAUUUUACCUUUGGAAUUAUUCAGGAUGCAGAACAUGAACUCCGAAUUGUUCUUAACAUGCCAGGCUGUCAUAUUACACAGCCAGAUAGAAAGCAAAAUUAUUCUAUCAACCAAGUUAUCUGUAGAAGGUCCGCUUCGACUGAAAGAGGAGUUUGUUGAAGGGAUACUUGAGUCACCUAAAGUUAUUGAGGAGUCAGUACCAGAACAGCUUAAAGGCGCACUUGGGCAGGCAGCUAAUGCUGUACAGCAACUUCCUGUCCCUAUCCGAGAUGCUGUUACCAGUGGGCUGAAAGUUCCCCUGACUUAUGUAGGUGGAAGUUUCCAGAGACUUUUCAUGAUUUCUUAUCUUGAUGACGAGAUACUUAUAAUAAGGGACACCGCAGGAAUGCCUGAAGUUCUAACAAGGCUGGAUGCAUCUCCAUCUUCCUUGGCGGAGGCAAGCCCUGAUUACGAGAGCUAAGAUUUCUUCACUCGUAAGGAGCCUAAGUAUAUGCAUACAUAUAUAUUCCCUAACUUAUAGUUAUGAAUCAGAAUCCAUCUGUUUACCUUAUACAAGUCAUUUCUUGGACUCGUAAAACUAGUUGUUCUUCGUUAUAUGGAUCAUACGAGUUCUAAAGAAAUUGUUGGAAGCAUUCUAGACUCGGGAACUUUAGCGGA